CUUCAUUUCAGUUCCUCUGUGACGCUUUGAUCUUACAGCUAGCAGAAUUCACACGGGGCAUUUUGUGCUAAAAUACAUCAAGUUGUUGCUUUUUUUCCCCAUCCCUAAUAAGUAGACACGGUCUGCUUUAAGCACAGAAACAUGUCGCACACAAUUUUGCUGGUUCAACCAACCAAGAGACCUGAGGGCCGCACAUAUGCUGACUAUGAGUCAGUGAAUGAAUGUAUGGAGGGCGUUUGCAAAAUGUAUGAAGAGCAUCUUAAGAGGAUGAAUCCAAACAGUCCCUCCAUCACUUAUGACAUUAGUCAGUUGUUUGACUUUAUCGAUGACUUGGCAGAUCUAAGCUGUCUUGUCUACAGAACUGACACACAAACAUACCAACCAUACAACAAAGACUGGAUCAAGGAGAAGAUAUAUGUCCUGCUGCGGCGUCAGGCUCAGCAGGCGUCAAAGUAAAGGCGUCAGGAGUUGUCUUGCCACACACUUGGAAGGAAUUCAAGGUGCAUAACAUUUCCACAGCAUCUUGAAGAUCUGUGUAAAAGGACAUGUCAGUUUGACAAGGAAAGGGUUCACGAUAUAUUGUACUCUGGAAGUGGAAGGGGUUGAAAAUUGGGUUAACAUCAGAAGUUUCUGCCUUUUUAUAUAGAAAAAUGUGUUACAAUCGGUUUAGAAUAAGGAUAAUGCCAACAAGGACUAACUUAUUGAUUGAGAGGGAUCACUGCUUCGAGAAAAGCUCACCAGGAACUAAACAGUUUUUGUUUUUACAAUUUUUUCAAUUCUGGGAUUUUUUUUUUUUUCUAUGUGACUUUCUUUGUUUUGAUAAAGCUUUUCGUGGAAGUUGAAUUUGUACAUGCUGUGGAAUGCGAAUGCAGAUUUAUUUUUAAAAAGAGAUAAUGCUGCAGCCUGACAUACCCACCCAUUCAUGUCACUGAACCCAGAACACUAUUUCCAAUAUUUGAAGUGUUAUUAAACAUUGUUACUAAAGCCUA
Molecule: messenger RNA, 989 nt
Organism: Labrus bergylta (ballan wrasse)
Lineage: Eukaryota; Metazoa; Chordata; Actinopteri; Labriformes; Labridae
Gene: erh
Product: ERH mRNA splicing and mitosis factor
Source: RefSeq, a predicted model, not a curated record